AUGGCUACAGACUCGCCCUCUCCGCGCGCGACUCUCCCUCCCCCGAUCCCUCGCAAGCAUCCUUCCCGCCAGUCCAUCUCACACUCAAACUCAGUGUCCCCGGCUUCCGAACGCUCGCGUAGGCCCUUCCCAGACUUAUCGUCGUCUGGAGGUUCUGUCGGAUCGUCGUCCGAGUAUGGCAGCAGCAGCAACCACGGCAACUCUACGCGCCAGUCUGAUCAGUAUGACAAUGACCACUCACAUCUGCGCGCGUCGCCUUCGGGCCUGAUCGCCCCAUCACCGACACACAACGCCACAUAUUCCUCUUCAAGGGGCCCCCUCAGCACGGGCUCUGUCAGCGGCGGUAUGGCCGCGAAUGUUGUUGGGCUCGGGUCGACUCGCGUCAUGGACUUCAAGGACUGGGUCAAGGCUGGACGCGAGAGCCGAGACGAGACUUCUCCCAAACAGAACGGAGACACCGCCCACAAGUCUGAGCACCAUCGCCAUCAACACUCGCCCGCGACCAACACGCCUCCACCUCGCCCCCGCGCGAGCUUAGACGUCAACAGCUCAUCAUCCAUCCCAUCAUCCCACUCCAUCGCCCAUUCCAUGUCCUCCAUCAGCAUCGACUCGUCUCGAAGUCCGGAGAUUGAGAGCAUUCGCUCCCCGCUCGAGCGGUCGACGGACAGACGCGAAACGCCCCCAUUGGAUUCGAGCACAUCCACUGCGCGUCGGCUGUCGUACGAACUCGGACGGCACGUCAACGGAUCCUCAUCAAACGGAACGUCUCGCCGCCUGAACUCGCUCUCGCCGAACCAUGAUGGAUACUCGUCGCCGAGGGACAACCCCAACUCUCCGCUGGAGCGUCGGUUCUCACGUCGGUUGGCAAUGCCGAUGGGACGCGAAACAUCAAGCGGCACGGUCGGCACCGUCACGGAAGAGGAGGAGCUGUUAGAAGGACACAGUGACCACCGAACUGUCAGGAGACAGCAGGCUGGCGGCGCUGGAGCGGAAGGACCAGGGCCCUCGCUCGACGAGCGAAUCCGGCAGGCAGAGGAGAAGCUGUCGCGUCGACAAUCCGCGAACAGCAAUAGGUUGUCUGGCGUGUCUGGGACUGUGGUGGCGACACCCCCAUCAGGGCGAGUCACCCCCCUCAGAAGAUUCGGUCACGGAUCUCGCGCGAGCCUUUCUUCUCGCGCCCCAAUGUCACCGACACAGAUUUCCGGUGGACGCCCGAACGGACACGGCGCAUACGACGCUCGAGAGCUGGAUGUGGAGCCCGAGUACGAGCGUGACAGAGACAACAGCAGCUCCGGUGGUUCCCGCAACCUCGGCAAGGUGCGGCCGUCACUGCCCACGGACUUCCAGAAUGGACGCAUGCUCUCACCAUCCCCAAAGCCUGGUGACGGACGUGACGGUCCCACGCUAAGGAGACCACUCCGGUUUAGCACGAUCGAUACGCAGCAACCGCCAGGACGGCACCCAUACGAUCUCGAGUCGCCCAGCGCACAGUCGUUUGCGACUGCACGGCCCGCAAGCGGGAUGGGUCAUCGCGACUCACCGUGGCUUCGGGAUCGACGGGAAGCGCGCGAGGAGCUGCUGCAAGAUUUCGACUCGCCGCGCCGCGAACAAACGCACGGCCGCGCCGGCAGCGUGCUCGAGACCGCGUCCGACCGGUACCGAUAUGGCCUCAGCGGGUCGCAAUCCCACUAUCGCCUCAGCCACAUUGCUAGCAGCAACGACAUUGGCUCUCACGGCUCGCAUGCCACCCCGGCCUCGCGGCGGAUCAGCGCGCUUCUCGACCGCAACCGCGACUACAGCAGUCAGCGGGACCUGGCAUCGAUCGCCGCCGGCGACACGUCGACGAUCUCUCGGCAUUCCCGGGAUUACGCGCGGGACUCGCGAGACUUGCGCGAGUUUGGCAGCUCGCGCGCCCUUGGACCGAGCGACUCUGUCUCUGCAGUCGGUUCUCGGGAGGGAGAGCCAGGACGCAAGGAUCCACUCGAGGUUCUACGCCGACUCGAGGAGACUCGCAGCCUGCACAACCGACGUUGGGAGGAGGACCGCGCCGCCUCAGUCCUGGGCGACCAUCGCGACCGGUCUGCUAGCGCGCUCGGUGAUUCGACGGGAAGCGGGGGUGCGUACCGCUCAGCGUCUGUUAUGGGCGACUCGGCCGGAGGACGCUACCCUUACCGCGCGCCAUCGCGGCUCGACGAUGCCAGCGGACGUGCGGGCUCGCGAUUGUCCGGCACGUACCGUGUCACCCCGCGAUCGGCCACGAGCACCGGCAACUACUACGAGACGCCACGGACAGCGCCUGCUCUGCGCCGCUUCCCGGUCGAGGAUCCGCUCGACAGCCCUCUGCACGGACGGGGUGGCCCGCCUAGUGUGCUGCACCCCGUGUCCGAGCCGCGCCCCCGACGGAGCCAGACGUCGUUCGGCUCGCGCGUUUCGGGAGCCUCCUUUAGCUCUGGCGCCGAGACCGAUCAUGGACGUAAUCUGGUGGAUGCGGCCCGCGUGCUCGCCAAGGGCGACAACAACGUCAGCGCGGCGACGAUCGCAAAACUCGGAGCCGUCGCCGACGUGAUGGAGCGCGCGAACACGGGUGUGCGUGCUGCUGCCGCGAUUGCGGGCGAGCUCGCGCUGGAUCUCGACACGGACUCGAACGCCACGGUGCGCGAUCGCCUGCCCCGACUGCAGAUCACGCUGCGCGAGGCAGGCCGGGCUAGCGACCAGGCCGUCCGCGACCUGACGGAGGCUCUGCUCGGUCUCCGUAGUGGGAGCGGUGCCGCGGGUGCCGGCGGAGCCGGAACACCAGCGCAGACGCCGGCGCGAAAGGAGUAUGGGCACCGGCGUGUAUUCUCGACAGCGUCAACAGCCAGCUCGCCCGCCGUGCGCCCACCGCGCAGCGAGAGCAUCUCGUCGCUCGCCUCAUUAGCUCGUGAGCGGGGCACGCCCCCGCGCGGCGGGCUGGAGGCGAUCGAGCAGUCACCCCCAAAACCGCCGAGCAAGCGCGCCUCGCUCGAUUUGCACAAGGUGCAAGCCGCGCCGAACGUGGACGGUCCCCCGUCUCCGGCCCCAACAGACCCAGACUCUAAGGAAGUCCUAUCCUCGUCUCGCUCCCCGCCCCGCUCCGGCUUCCCCGAGGGCGCGGAGCGUGUGCUGCGGAAACAGGCCAGCACGCUGUCAACACACACGGUGCGCCAGCGGCCCCUCUCCUUUGCGCCCGCGCACGCGCCCGAGCCCACGACGGCCGUUAGUGCCACCGUCGCGUCGCCGAAUAGCAAGGACCGGAGCGCACAACCGGCAACGCGCCGCGACAGUGUGCUAAGCGUGAGCUCGAUUCUGAGCGAGGACGCGCGCGGCGCCGACCUCCAGCGCAAAGGCACGUUCGGGGCUAUGGACGCGGUGAAGGUCAGUGGGAAGCGGGAGAGCGUCAGCGAGCGGUUCCGGAAACACCUUAGUGGCGAGUAG
Messenger RNA from Trichosporon asahii var. asahii CBS 2479, 3453 nucleotides. RefSeq lists its product as uncharacterized. The transcript has 3 exons. The record is from RefSeq and is a predicted model, not a curated record. The coding region runs from base 1 to 3453 and encodes 1150 amino acids. Lineage: Eukaryota; Fungi; Basidiomycota; Tremellomycetes; Trichosporonales; Trichosporonaceae.